Molecule: messenger RNA, 1798 nt
Organism: Ruditapes philippinarum (Manila clam)
Lineage: Eukaryota; Metazoa; Mollusca; Bivalvia; Venerida; Veneridae
Exons: 4
Coding region: 864-1790 (308 amino acids)
Source: RefSeq, a predicted model, not a curated record
AAUUGUUGUAUUUCUAGAGAAAAAAGCAAUACCUACCAUAUGGAGAACUGUAUGGUUUAAGUAAAUGACAAUAACUAUGUCUUAAAUCUGUUUAUAAACGUUAUAUAUGAUAUGCACGGAUAACUUGUACUGUACGUUUAUUGGCCGACUGGGAAUACAGCUUUACAUUGUGUUCGUAAACAGAUACAUGCGUGGCAGCUGACACUGAUUUUAUCUAUAUGUAUAUACAGUGUCAGUGAGAGUAUAUACAUGCUGUCAACGUUUUACCUUUAAAGGGUUAGGGAGAUAUAUUUACAACCAAAACGAUUCAACAGUACUCUUUAUGCGGAAAACCAAUCUCAAGAAAGACAUAGAUCAGAUUCAUGACAAAAAAGGCAGUCUGGGUUGAAUAAUGAAGACAAAUCUAAUGUUUCUGUACCCGAGGGAAACAAGUUCCUGAAAAUCUGAUAAGACCUGGAGUCGUCAAUUUGCCCGUCAUCGGUGAUAAUAUUGUGAGAAUCUGAGACGUGUCCGUAAUUUAUUUAGUGAAUAAAGUAAUUGAAAAUUCUGCACUGAUUAGGACGUGUUUUUGUCAAUAAUGCACAGUUUGUGGUAGAAUUUAUAAACAAACGGAAGAGUUAUUUUAAAUUUUAAAGAUUUAGCUGAGCUUAUGGUUGGCUACUAGAUGCAUAACUUGAAAUCAUCUGCUUUAAUUUAAGCUACGUUUCAUUCAAAUAUUCAUUUAGACCAAAGAAAUAAUAUGUGAACUUUAGUUAAGUUAUUUUGGUCUCGUUUCAUUCAAAUAAUCAUUUAACAUUUGGUUUAACGAAUAAACAGUGUGCUCGGUUAUAAGGUUUCAGUAAUUUAGUAUAUAUUAUACUAGUAUGUCUAUAAAAUCAGCAGAGAAACCGCUACCAUCUUAUUUGGAUUCGAACUUUUCUCUCAUAAGUCAUUCAUCUUCAGUAGACAGUCUGGACUAUUCAGAUGAGGGGUUUGUGUUCGAUGACGAAAUUACCCCAACUGAGGUUAAAAUGACAGACAGUUUAGAGGAUAAAUCCAAAACAGCAAAUGAGAGAAAUAUGGGAAAUAUAGAAACCACUAAAGACAGUUUAGAAGAUAAUGUCAACAGAGAAAAUGGAACCGAUCCAAAACAUGAUGACAAUUCAAAGAAGAAGGCAGACGAUAAUAUUCAAAAGAAAGAACAAAAACAAAAUAAAAGUAAAAUACCUAAAAGCAAAACGUUUGAUACAAGCUCGUCUGUGUUUAAUAGCCAAAAACCUGGAUUUAAAUUUCAAGACGAUAUCCCUGGCGGAAGUAAUCGCAAUCAUGUGUUCAUGACAUCACAAGAAUGCAUGGUAGUGCCCGGAUGUAGUAAGCUUCCAAGGGAAACAAUUGCAAGUCGAUUGCGAUUUGAGAAACAACAUUCACAGGACAAAGGUGCAUCACAUAGUAAUAUUACAUCCCCUGGAAGUAGUGAGGGGUACCAUAGGGGGUGUUUUCCGGAUGGAUACCAGACACCGUCACAAAGAAAGGACCUUUUGAUAAGAGAUUUAAGGCGUCAAGUGAGAGAAAUGAAAAUCACGUGCGAAGAAAAAGACCGCGAAAUAUCAAUGUACAAGCAACAUGUUGAUGAAGAAACGUCGAAGCUUGUUCAAGCUAAAGACGCGGAGUUAGACAGAGUAAGAGAGGAAUUAAAACAAGUAAAACAAAGCUAUGACGACAUUUCCAACUUCUGUGAAGAAUCUGUGACGGCCGCUACAAUAUUGGAGAGAAAAGCUACAGAUUUGAAGAGUGCAAUGGAUGGAUCGUGAGAAACAAC